UGCGAGGGCCGGGACGCCGCCUGUGUCGGCGAAGGAUGGAGGGAGGGAGGGGGCUACGGGACCUGCUACUGCGACGGAGGGUGCCGGCGAGCCGGGGACUGCUGCCACGACCACGGCCAGGCUUGCCCGGCAAUUCCCUGUGUUGUGGGGGAGUGGAGUCACUGGAGUGGCUGUGCAGAACAAUGUCAACCUGGGCUGCGGAUACGUAGGCGCUAUGUACAACAGGAGCCUAAAAAUGGUGGGGAACCUUGUCCUGCUCUAGAGGAGAAGGCUGGCUGCCUUGAAUACCUGACCUACCAGGGAGAGGACUGCGGCCACGAACACGUUCCUGCUUUCAUAACUACCUCUGAAUACGGUAAAGAAAGAAAACGACGAGCAGUAUCUUCUCUCUGGCCUUCAGACAAAGAAGCACCUGGAUACUGUGUGGAAUUUAAAACAGAAUCCCUUUCACACCACUGUGCUCUGGAGAAUCGGCCAUAUGCUCGAUGGAUGCAGUACAUACGAGAAGGCCAUACUGUGUGUGUAGCUUGCCAGCCUCCAGCGAUGAAUAGUGACACACAUCGUUGUUCUGGAGAUGGACACAAUGCAGAUGGAGGCAAAAUCUUACACUGGGAAGCAGUUGGCAACUCUCAGUGCCAAGGAACCUGGAAGAAGAUUCGGCAGCUGGAACACUGUUCAUGUCCCCUUGUGCAUAGCUUUAUUUUUACAUAA
Mesitornis unicolor (brown roatelo) is the source of this 711-nucleotide messenger RNA. It is a transcript of the gene SBSPON, whose product is annotated as somatomedin B and thrombospondin, type 1 domain containing. The annotation marks the transcript as partial. NCBI's taxonomy places the organism in Eukaryota, Metazoa, Chordata, Aves, Mesitornithiformes, Mesitornithidae. The record is from RefSeq and is a predicted model, not a curated record. The transcript has 5 exons.